This is a messenger RNA of Populus euphratica (Euphrates poplar), 1879 nucleotides long. RefSeq lists its product as uncharacterized. The coding region runs from base 488 to 1573 and encodes 361 amino acids. The record is from RefSeq and is a predicted model, not a curated record. The transcript is spliced from 5 exons. Lineage: Eukaryota; Viridiplantae; Streptophyta; Magnoliopsida; Malpighiales; Salicaceae.
UAGGCUACUUGAUUUGAAACUUGCUAAAUUAUGACAAACCUUUGAUAAUACAUAAAGAGUUGUUGAAUAGUCAUCAAUCAAUAUAAUAACGUUACUUUCAAUGUUAUAUAUUCUCACCAUUGUCUCCUAUGAAGCCAUCUCCCCAGACCAUGGUGUUUAGUAUUUAUGAGUGAGUUCUGAGUUUGGAUUAGUUGAUCAUUCUCCUUAUCAGAUGUUCCUUGCAUUCGUGAAUGGCGUGCUUUAGAAUGAUUUUUUUGGAGGCUGUCUGUUUUCAGUAGUAUUACGAUCAAUAUACAAUAGAAGUUCCCUUCUCCAAAACAUUGCAAGUAAAGGGAAAAACUUACUCUGAUAGUUCCAGGAUUUUCCAUCUUAGGGAUUUCCUUGCAUCUUCUUCCCAUGUAUGAAGACAAUCUUUAGGCAAACAUUCAGAAAAAUGGAAUUUAUUUAUUGAAAGUAUUUUAUUGAUGUUCUCUUUCUAGGCUGUCCCAUGUACAAGUCACCUGGCUUUCCAGUCUCGACACCCUUGAAUACCACCAUGGAGUAUAGCAAUCUGUCCUCAAUCAAUAAGCACCCAUCAACAAGAAAGCGAAUGGGGUCGAAUGCUGUUGCAGAAUCUGUUCCAGAUGCUAGAAAGUCUCGCAGCAAGUUAGCUUCAAGGAAAAUACCAAGUAAAGGUACAUCCAAACAAUGUGAUAAUGCUGCCACUACUCAAGCAAAUGUUCAGCCCUCUCCUGUGAUUGAGUCAUCAGCACAAAACGGCACGCCCACUGGUUCACUAGUUCAAGCAUCCGGUGUUGCUAAGAGUUUGUUCAAUCGGCCCAUACCAUUCCCUCCAACUAGUUCCUCUAAUCCCAAUACACCACCACAAGCAUUUUCCUCUCACACUGACAAAUCUGCAUCUCCAAGGGGCAUUUGUGCGAAUGCUCACAGCAGUAAUAACAAUACUCCUCAACAAGUCACUCCUACCAACUGCAAGGUGAUCACAUCAGAGAGGGUUACAGUGAGCCCAUUUAAAAACAUGACGUACUACACCAUGGAGAGGAAUCAGUGUAUCUCUUCUUCCUCUCCAGUUAAGACAACCUUGAAGAGGAUGUGCAAGAGGGAUUGUGUGAAGGGAAGGCUAGACUUUGAUGUUUCUGAUGCAGCAGUGAACUUGGAUGAAUCAAUUGACAAUAAGUUCUCUACAUCUGAGUCUGAUAAGGAAGGGGGCAUUUUUGACUUAGACCUGCCUAACUUAGACAUGUUUGGGGCUAAUUUCUCCUUCUCUGAACUGUUGGUUGAUCUGGACCUUGAUUGUGAAGGAAAUGCUUGUCCAUGCCUGCCAGCCUUGGCAGCUUCUGCCGACACCAUUUCUGGGUCAUCGCAUGAAUCUAGGGAUGGUAAUUUUGGGACUGAUCAAGUCAUAUCAGAGUUUUCCUCUACCAUGACUGAGGUGAUUUCUGGAAAAGAUGCGCAUUCGCAAGGUCCUGACAUAACAGCUGUGAAGUCCGUAACAAAAUGUAUAAGAAUUUUAAGCCCUGCUAAAAAUCAAAGGAGUUCUUUGGAUCAGGAGAAUUGUUUGGCAAGUAACUGACUGACAUGAUGAUGCAAAAGACUCUUUAGACUGACCUGGUACCUGUAUAGCACAUACUGCAGAAGAUACAUUAUCCAUCUUCGCUAGUUAUCUAGGUUUAUAAUUUCUAGAUCCUCUAUGGCUUUUGUCUAUCAUUUGACCAACCCUUGAAUUCUUAGCUCACAUGUAGUCUUUAGUUUGAUGUUCUGCCUACAAUAUUGGUCAUUUAGCCAAGACUCAUGGUUACAAGCAUUUCUAUGCUACACAAUUUAGUUGUAUCAAAAGCUGAUUUAUUUCUGAUAAAAAGAAGUGACGAAUUCUUCUUUA